UCCACUCGAGUGCGCCGCGCACACGACGCUCAUUUCGAUCCACCACCCUUACUUCCUUCCUCCGCCGGCGUUUGCAGUCCAGCGACUUAGACGCCAUGGCUGCCGGCGAUGACUUCGAUGUCGACUCCUUCCUCAACCUCGACGGCAUGGAUGAAGAGACUACCGUGGGAGCCUCCGCCGGACCCCAAAUGGAUCCGGCGGCUCUCGUCCAGCCGCUACAUCCGGUGGUGCUUGACGCGCCUUACAUCCAUCCCGGUGUCCACGUGACGGCGGCUGCCUCCGUUCAGGGGGAGCACCAUCUGGCGCCGCCGGCGCCGAUGCACCUCCAGCACCAGCAGCACUCUCCGGCGGCACUCAUCCAGGGCCAGCAAAUGUUUGGAGAGUCGCAGGCUUGCGACAUAGCAGAGCUGCACCAGUUGAUCGAUGAGGCGUUGGCACGCGGCUUCGACGAUGAAAUACCGAUGCCGGCGCCGAUCGCUCACGUUCCGCACGACUUCCAGGCGGCGCCUUUCCACUAUGUGCAGCACCCUCAGGAUCCGGUGACGGCUCUCCUACACCAGCAAACCCUAGGCGAAGGCGAUGCAUCUGCCUUCGGCUUCCACGAUCAAAUGCCGAUGCCGGCGCCCAUCGCUCAAGGUCAGCACGACUUCCAGUUCCAGGCGGCACCUUCGGAUUACGUGCAGCACCCUCAGCAUCAGGAUCCGGUGACGGACCUCCAACAGCAGCAUAUCCUAGGCGAGGCAUCUGGCUACGGCUUCCAGGAUCAAAUGCCGAUGCAGGCGAACAUCGCUCAAGGUCUGCACGACUUCCAGGCCGCGCCUUCCGACUACGUGCAGCACCAUCAGGAUCAGGAUCCGAUGACGGCCAUCCAGCACCGGCAGAUCCUAGGCGAGGCAUCUACCUUCGGCUUCCACGAUCAAAUGCCGAUGCAGGCGAACAUCGCUCAAGGUCAGCACGGCUUCCAGGCGGGGCCUUCCGAUUACGUGCAGCAUCCUCAGCUGCCGGCGACGGCCGUCCUACCGCCGCAAGUCAUAGGCGAGUCGCCCGCAUUCGGCCUCCACGAUCAAAUCCUGGGCGACGCGUCGGCUUUCAACUUCCAUGAUCAACUGCUGAUGCCGGCGCCCAUCGCUGACGGCCAGCACGGCUUUCAGGCGGCGCCUGCCGAUUACGUGCAGCAUCCUCAGCUGCCGACGACGGCCGUCCUACCGCAGCAAGUCAUAGGCGAGUCGCAGGUAUUCGGCCUCAACGAUCAAUUGCUGGCCGACGCGUCAGCUGUCGGCUUCCAUGAUCAACUGCCGAUGCUGGCGCCCAUCGCCGACGGUCAGCACGGCUUCCAGGCGGGGCCUUCUGAUUAUGUGCAGCACCUUCAGGUGCCCGAUGCGGACAUCCAGAGCGAGCAGAUCAUAUUCGAGGCGUCUGCUUAUGGCUUGCAGGAUCAACUGCCGACGCCGCCAUCAGGAGGAAGCGAGGAAGAUGUGUUCAGCCUUCCACCCAUUGACGACAGCUCCGAGAUGAUGCAAGAGUACUUGAUGGACAAUGUUGCGGUGGAGUUUGUAAGCGACCAAGCAGUAAACCAUGCUGGCGGUAGCGGCGCCACUGGCCUUAUGGAGGACGAAAUGGAUUUCGUCCCGCUCUGGCCAGGGCGACUGGAAUGUGACCACUGCCAUGUCCUCGGGAAGAUCAGGUCCCAGAGUGAGACUCGACAAGUGUUUAUCUUUCUCCACAGUGCGGCUGAUGGAAGUAUCCAACAUGCUAUCAUGGAAAUCAAUUACCAUGGCGACGACAUCCAAGCCCCCAAGCUGUACAUUGAUUUCAGUCGGCAAACCCGCGAGUUUGUGCUCAACUUCAUCCGGAACAAAGUUGAGUUGUUGAGGAAGGAGACGGGUGGUGCCGUGCUGGACUCCCACGAGGUCGCCCAGAACUCCAACAUCAUUGAAGCACCGCCGCCAUCACCACCUCAAGAUGCUGAGCCGUCCAUGGAGGCCACUGCAGACAACAACGUGAUCGUGAAUGGAUUACCAGAGCCUCCCGUUUUUCAGUCCUUUGAUGAGGAUCAGGAAAAUCAGCCCAGCGAGAGUGCCGAGGUGCACUCAAGCAUGCCCCGUAUGCAGCAGGAGAGAGCGGCACCUCCCACCUUGGAGGAGAAAGCCGAGGAGAUUCGGCAGUACCUCCAGGAGCUAAAGGAGAAUGCUCAGAGGGAAUUGAAUACGAAUGACGCCAACCUCAAGAUCUUUUGCCGUAGAACCAACUGCACCUGGAAGGUGGUCCGGAUAAGGAAGCUUAACAGAAUGAUUGUUACACUCGGCGAGAAUCUAUUUAGGUUUUCGUUGAGUAGGUUGAUGAGAAAUAAGGAGCGUGCUGAUGAAUGUGUGAUUGAGAAAACACAAGUGCAUGGUCAAAUCACCAGAGAUAUGGACAAGGGUAAAAACACUGAAAAUGGAGCUGGUCCUUCCCAUGCCAAGAAGAAGCGUCGUGGUGCCAGAUAGAUACACUACUAUUGUAAUUCAUGCCGACACCACAUCCUAAUACGUGUGGUAAUUUGUUAAGUCAAUAAUAAUGUACGCUCGAUCGUACACUACAAAUAA
Messenger RNA from Lolium perenne, 2585 nucleotides. RefSeq lists its product as uncharacterized. The record is from RefSeq and is a predicted model, not a curated record. NCBI's taxonomy places the organism in Eukaryota, Viridiplantae, Streptophyta, Magnoliopsida, Poales, Poaceae.